AUGUCUCCUUGUCAAGCAAGUGUAUCCGAUUCAACCCCAGAAACAGCUGCUGCAACAUUUUCUUCUAGUGAAAAAAUGUGGAAUGAGAAUAUUUCCUAUUUUGAAAAUCGUCCACUGAAAUUAGAAGAAAGCGCAGAAAAUAUUGCAAAUUUCUCAAAGUCUGAUAAAGAAAUAAAAUAUUUUGAGUCUAUAUUUACAGAGGAGCUGUUGCUUCAUAUUUGCAAUCAGACAAACUUAUAUGCAAGGCAGGAAAGGUGUGUUGUGAGGUCAGGGAAGAAAACAACCAAAGUAUCUUCCAACUGGCAGGACAAUACUGUUCCUGAGCUAAAAGCUUUUUUGGGAAUGCUUAUUUUGAUGGGUGUUCAUCAGCUUCCAGAACUCGGAAAUUGUUGGAGCAGUGACCCUAUUCUUGGAGUAACUGCUAUCUCAUCGGUCAUGACAAAGCUUCGAUACAAAAAAAUUGUUGAGAACCUGCAUUGCAAUGACAACAGCACGUGUGUCAAAAAAGGGAAGCCAGGUUAUGACAAGUUGCACAAUAUUCGACCUGUCAUCAGAGCAAUAUCAAAUAAGCUUUGUAAAGUCUACAAACCAUCUUCUGUUUUAGCAGUUGACGAAUGUAUGGUGGCCUUCAAAGGACGGUCAACACUCAAACAAUAUAUGCCAAUGAAACCAGUGAAGCGUGGAUAUAAAGUGUGGUGCUUAGCUGAUGCUAGUACUGGGUUCAUCAUAAAUUUCGACAUCUACACUGGAAAAAGAGAUACAAAUGAUACAUCCGAGUUUACUUUGGGUGAAGAAGUUGUGCUUACUCUAACAAAGGCAAUGGAUGGCAGCAAGAGGCUGGUAGCUUUUGACAAUUAUUUUACAACAGUACGAAUAAUGGAAGAGUUACAGUCUCAUGGACUUUACGGCAUCGGAACUGUUCGUCCAAACAGGAAGGAUUUGCCUGAUAUGCCGAAAAAAAUUCCAAGCUUAGCAGGGGAGAAUUCGAAUUUGCUGCCAGGUCAUGUGUUGCAGCAGUGA
This is a messenger RNA of Schistocerca cancellata (South American locust), 1020 nucleotides long. Its product is annotated as piggyBac transposable element-derived protein 3-like. The coding region runs from base 1 to 1020 and encodes 339 amino acids. The record is from RefSeq and is a predicted model, not a curated record. The transcript has a single exon. Lineage: Eukaryota; Metazoa; Arthropoda; Insecta; Orthoptera; Acrididae.